Pantherophis guttatus is the source of this 1289-nucleotide messenger RNA. It is a transcript of the gene NMB, whose product is annotated as neuromedin B. NCBI's taxonomy places the organism in Eukaryota, Metazoa, Chordata, Lepidosauria, Squamata, Colubridae. Gene Ontology annotation, biological process: neuropeptide signaling pathway. The record is from RefSeq and is a predicted model, not a curated record.
CUCUCUCCUUUCUUCCUCCCUUCCCUCCUUCUUCUCAGCCUUUCUCUCUCCUUCCUUCCUCUUUCCUUUCCCUCUUUCUUCCCUCCCUCCACCCCUUCCCUUCUUUUUUCUCUCCUCCCUCCCUUCUUCUCUUCCUUUCACCUUCCUUCCUACCUUCUUCCCUCCUUCUCUUCCUUUCUCCUUCCCUCCUUCCCUUCCCUUCCUUUCUCUCUCCUUCCUUUCUCCUUUCCUUCCCUUUUUCUCUCCUUCCCUUAUUUCCUUCCCUUCCUUUCUCUCCCCUUCCUCCCUCCUUUUUCCCUUCCUUUCUCUCUUUUCUCCCUCCUUCCCUUCCUUUCCACUUUCUUCCUCCCUUCUUCCCUUCCUUUCUCCUUCCUCCCUCCCUCCUUCCUUCCUUCUCUUCCUUUCUCCUUCCCUUCCCUUUUUCUCUCCUUCCCUUAUUUCCUUCCUUUCCUUCCUCUCCCCUUCCUCCCUUCCUCCCUCCUUCUUCCCUUCCUUUCCCUCUCCUUCCUUCCCUUCCUUUCUCCCUCUUUCCUCCCUCCCUCCCUCCCUCCCAGGCUCCUUGUGAAGCCCCACAGGUCCUUCCAGAGGGGUCUCACCCGUCUCCCUCCAAGACGUGGCGGGGGGCGACCAGUGCUGCGCUCCAGUCCCCGCCCCUGCUUGCCGGGCUACUUAAAAGCGGGGCCGUUAUUCGAGGGAGGAGACGGCGAAGCCCCGAGACGGGCUGGGAAAAGCAGGGCAGAAAAGGCGCCCCCCGGUGGCAAGACGAGACCCGGCAGGGCGUCCCUCCUCCGUCGAGCCAUGGCCAGAGGCGGACAAGCCAAGAGCCGCAGCCUGCGGGUGGGCGGCGUGGCUUUCCUGAUCCUCUUCUCCGCCCUCGCCGUCUCGCCUUCGCCCGCCGAGAAGAGGAACGGGCCCAUCCGGCUCAGGGAGAACCUCUGGGCCACAGGGCAUUUCAUGGGGAAGAAGAGUCCCCUGAGCCCCAUCCUUCUCCGCUCAUCGUCCUUGGAAAGAGCAGAGCUCAAUCAUAGCCCCAGAGCCUUCGGUCCAUCAGUCACAAGCAUCAUAGACAGUAUGAAGGACCUAUUGACCAGAGAACUUCUCGAAAUCCUUUUGCAACAGAAGCUUCUGGAGGAGAACCAAGGCAAGCAGGAUCCCGAAGAGCAGGAAAUGCCAACGUUAAUGAAGUUGCUCUCGAAAUAUGUUUAAUGGCAAAGAACCCAGGAAGACGUGAUGGACUGUGGAAGAAAGCUAGAGGUGUUCCUGGAGACUUUUCUCAAUCAAAUGUAAAA